UUUGAAAUUUUGUAAACACUGAACGUAAACUGUUAUCAAAGAAACCCAAAUCAAACAAAGUUGAAUGUUUUAUAAAAGUUUUUUUAAUGAGGAAACCUAUGAUUUAAAAUCAUACAUAUAGUAAUACAAAUAGUUAAAGUCUGUCAAAUUAUAAGUAAUAUAAAUACUUAAAAAGACAACAUGUCUGGACCCAUUCAAGAUGUUAUUGAAGAAGAUGCCGCUGACUUACAAUUUCCUAAAGAAUUCGAAAACGCUGAAACAUUGCUCAUAUCCGAAGUUGACAUGCUACUAGAACAUAGAAAAGCACAAAAUGAAUCUGCUGAGGAAGAACAGGAAUUUUCAGAAGUGUUUAUGAAAACGCUAACAUAUACAAAUAUGUUCAAGAAGUUUAAAAACAAAGAAACUAUAACUGCUGUAAGAAAUUUGUUGCAAUCAAAGAAACUUCACAAAUUUGAAGUUGCUAGUUUAGCAAAUCUCUGUCCUGAAACACCAGAAGAAGCUAAGGCACUUAUACCAUCAUUGGAAGGAAGGUUUGAAGAUGAAGAGUUAAGAAUAUUGCUAGAUGAUAUACAAACCAAGCGAAGUAUCCAAUAUUAAAAGAGUAAAAAUUA
Pieris rapae (cabbage white) is the source of this 611-nucleotide messenger RNA. It is a transcript of the gene Polr2D, whose product is annotated as DNA-directed RNA polymerase II subunit Rpb4. Gene Ontology annotation, biological process: transcription initiation at RNA polymerase II promoter; positive regulation of translational initiation; mRNA export from nucleus in response to heat stress. Gene Ontology annotation, cellular component: RNA polymerase II, core complex; P-body. The record is from RefSeq and is a predicted model, not a curated record. Bases 181 to 597 code for a protein of 138 amino acids. NCBI's taxonomy places the organism in Eukaryota, Metazoa, Arthropoda, Insecta, Lepidoptera, Pieridae. Gene Ontology annotation, molecular function: translation initiation factor binding; nucleotide binding. The transcript has 3 exons.